AAUAAAAGGAGUAGUAGCUAGGUAGUUAAACUCAAAUUAAAGAUUCAACUCUUCUUAUUUGCUACUUUUAUGUAAUGGAAGCUUCAACUCAAAUUUCUAUCACUAUUCUCUUUCUAUUUCAUUCCUUAAGAGGUUUACAUUCCGCCACAUUUACAAUUGUAAACAAGUGCAGUUACCCUGUUUGGCCGGGGAUUUUGUCCGGUGCUGGAACGGUACAACUAGCAACGAAAGGCUUUGACCUAAAACCGGGUGAAUCCAACGAUGUUGCUGUGCCAACAGGUUGGUCCGGCCGCAUAUGGGGCCGAACACUUUGUUCCACUGACUCUGCUGGAAAAUUCUCUUGCAUCACCGGAGACUGUGGCUCCUCUAAGGUAGAAUGCAGCGGCAGCAGUGCUAUCCCGCCUGCAACACUCGCGGAGUUCACCUUGAACGGUGCUGGAGGAAUGGAUUUCUACGACGUCAGCCUGGUGGACGGUUACAACCUUCCCAUGUUGAUAGAACCGCAUGGCAGCGGAGGAAACUGCACGAGGGCAGGUUGUUCGGUGGACUUAAACGGAUGGUGUCCGACGGAGCUGAAGGUGAAAGUUGCAGUGGAAGGAGAAGCGAAUGGUGAGAAGAGUGUGGCAUGUAAAAGCGCAUGUGAAGCAUUUGGGGAUCCAUUAUACUGCUGCAGUGGCGCUUAUGCGACUCCGCAGACAUGUAAGCCAAGUUCGUACUCACAAUUCUUCAAGAGUGCGUGCCCGCGCGCUUAUAGCUAUGCCUACGAUGAUGGUACUAGCACCUUCACUUGUACCUCCGCGGAUUAUCUCAUUACUUUCUGUCCCUUACAUUCCAACAGUUCAAUCAAGUCAGGGAAUGGAAAAUUCCCAUUUGGAGUGGACAUAUGGGCCGGACACGACCGUGGCCAUGCUGAUGAGCCAACCAACAUGAUGACACUAGUUAUUGGCACUGUUCUGAUGACAAUUUGGUGGCAACUGAUCAGUUAGGCGCGAACUUGGAUUCCACACAGUAAAUGUAAUACUGGAGUUAUCUGGUUAAUGAUCUCGGCUAUCUUAUCUCAAAUCAACGGUAAAGACUGUUUUAAGAUGAUUUGAUGAAGAUGUAACGAAAGUUGACUGAUUUCAAAUCAAUGACUGCGAUCAGAACAACUCUUAUCUAUACCGUGUCAAUGUUCAUCACUUGAUCCGCAGCCGACUAUCAUGCCAUUUUUCAUGUAUAUUUGUAUCCUUAAAUUCACGAAAACUUACUGUAAAGAAAAGAACAAAAACACGAAUGGUGUUUUGCAUUUUUAUUUCUUUUUGAAACCAGAUAUCAUUUGUAGCAAUAUAGUUAAAAAAAAUAUCAUGUAAUUAAUUAUGUAUAAAUAUCAGAUAAACAAGUUCAAUUUUGAUUCA
This is a messenger RNA of Trifolium pratense (red clover), 1394 nucleotides long. Its product is annotated as thaumatin-like protein 1b. The record is from RefSeq and is a predicted model, not a curated record. Gene Ontology annotation, cellular component: extracellular region. Bases 75 to 986 code for a protein of 303 amino acids. The transcript has 3 exons. Gene Ontology annotation, biological process: defense response. Lineage: Eukaryota; Viridiplantae; Streptophyta; Magnoliopsida; Fabales; Fabaceae.